AAUGUGUGUGAAAAAUUUAAGUCAGAGAGCCUCUAUGCAGCAAAUAGGCAUGCACAGGAGCAACAUAGUGGAUUCAAGUAUAGUUGUAAGGAAUGUAAUGCAACUCUUUCGAGAAAGGACCAAGAGCAUGGGAACUGCAAAAGAGGAUUCGGCUACAGCAUUGUUAAUUUACGCACGGAUUCUACAGGAAGCCAAGCAAAAGAGGAGUUAGAAAAAUGGAGUAAGAACAUCCUUUCAUUACAAAUUACUAAAAUUUCCGUCCGAAGACCAAUGCCAUCCAGAUCGCGAACAAGGUCAAGGUCACCGUUAGUGAGUUCGGUUAGUAAGGAAUAUGACGAAAUAUCUAUAGAAGCAGACGAUCAAUUCGACAAAGAAGAAGAUGAGUUGAGUGUCAUCAAACAAAUGGAACAAAUGCAGAAAAACAUGGUGCAGUUAGAUGUUGGUGGAUAUAAAUUCAAAACAACGAAGGAGACGAUAACAUCUAUCCCAUCAAAGUUGGCAAAGUUGAUGCAAAUCAAAUCUUCUAAUGGAAUUAUUCCGUCUUAUUUCUUGGACAAAGAUCCGAAGCAUUUAGGAAUAAUUUUAAAUUAUCUGAGAAACAAUGGACGAAUAGAUGCCAGAAUUUUACCCGAUGAGAGCAGUGGUCUAGCAGGUAUCAUGGAGGAGUGUAAAUUUUAUGGACUUGUGGAAUUAGAAAGCGUGGUGAAAAAGAGACUUGAUAUGUGCAGAUGUCGACACGUGAUGGAGUAAACCAGUAAAGAGAAGACUUUUUGUCAAUGCUUAAAGUUUGUGUGUGUUUGUACAUUUUAUGAUUUUAAAUUGGUGUAAAGCAAUUCACUACAGUCAAAGUUAAAUAGUUUAGGGACUAAACUUUUUAAAGAGGGGGGUUAUGUUACAAAUUUACAUUUCACCUUGAUAGGUAAGUUUUGUAACUCUCUUUAUCCUGAUAAUUGUUUAAUGAUCUAAUUUUACAGUAGUG
Molecule: messenger RNA, 979 nt
Organism: Saccostrea cuccullata (small rock oyster)
Lineage: Eukaryota; Metazoa; Mollusca; Bivalvia; Ostreida; Ostreidae
Product: BTB/POZ domain-containing protein KCTD2-like
Exons: 1
Coding region: 271-750 (159 amino acids)
Biological process (GO): protein homooligomerization
Source: RefSeq, a predicted model, not a curated record